CACAACUUGCGCGCCGCGGUCACGCCCGCCAGUGCUUAGCGCUGGGUCCCGGCAGGCUGAGGUUGAGCUGCGCAGCUGUGUUUUCAGUGAUUUCGUCUCCGCGGUUACCGGUACAAGAUGAAGUUCUCGGUGGAUUCCCGGAGCUGGCUGUGGACGGGGCUGCUGCUCCUGGCUGCAUUGUGCACGGUGAUAGCGGACGAUCCUGCAUCUGUGGCGCCUGGUAUUCUGGUUACAAGCACAGAGAAGGCUUCACUGGUCAACACCACAACACCUUCCCCUAAAGAACAAGGGAACACAACAGGCAACGGAACAGCUCCAGUGCCUGUGGGAACUACCUCCAGCGUCACUAGUCCUAAACCAGCUACAAGUCCUGCUACAAGUCCUGCACCCACCACGCAUCCCACAACUCCUACAACACAAGCACCUGCUACAAAGGUCUCGACCACAACUGUGACCAGUAAAGAAACUGUGACCACCAAGACCACCAAUGCGACUGCCACCUCCUCCAGUCCAGUCACCAGUUCGAUCUCCGCCACAUUACAGCAGAAAUCUGGGUUCGAUCUGGGCAGCUUCAUAGGAGGUAUCGUGCUAACAAUUGGCCUCUUGGCAGCAGUCUAUUUUGGAUGCAGAUUUUAUAACUCAAGAAGAGGCGUCCGCUACCGCACCAUAGAUGAACACGAGGCCAUCAUCUAAUACAUCUGGAAUCAUCUUGUUUUCUUUGGAAGAUGCAGUUUGUACAAAAAUAAGCUUCAGGUAAACUCUGCAUUUGGAUCACGUUGUACGUUGCGUAACAGGAUAAUAAUACAAUGGACUUUUUCUAAUACGACCUUCUUGACGAUCUGUACCGAGACCUGCAUUGCACCCUGCUGAGACCUCUUACCUCUGCCCUCAAACUUGAGGACUGCGCCAUAAGGCUUUCGGCUUACGCUUUAUGGGAUCAGUCAUUGCGUUCCACUUCUGUACAAAAGUUUCCAUUGCUGCUUUCAUCGCUAUGGAUUGGACCUUUAGCAGGACAAAACCACUUUUCCAAAAUAAUUUCUUUUGCAUUGCUGCCUUAUGUUACAACAUUUGUCCACAGGUUUAGGGAUCUUUAUGCACAGUUUUUAUGUACUGCUAAGAGCCUUUACUUGAACAGGAGUAUCAUUCCGCGAAAGUUUCCUAUAAUGUAGCCCCACUUUUUAGAGAUGACAGCUUUGUGUUUAAAAUUGAUGCCAGGAUACGUUGCAAGGUGGGAUAUUUGUUGAUGGGGUCGUGCAGAGAAAGAAGCAACCUGUAUAUGGUGUCAAAAAGUAUAAAGUGUAAAGCAACUAAAUGCCACACACCCCGUUAAAUGCAGUGCUCCUGGCCCUCCUCACCCAUCCUUUCCUGUCUGCUCAGAACAGGACAAGUGAUGGGAAAAGGGAGGAGCUCAUAUCACUGCUCAUUAGAUUUUAAGGCAGCAGGAAGCCUUUCUCAGUCACAGUAGUUUCCAUCAAAAUGUUGUCACUGCUGCCUUAUAUGAGAGAGACGUUCUGCUUCCUUAAAAUCUAAUGAGCAGUAGUAUGAGCUCCUCCUCUUCACAUCGAUGGUCUCGUCCUGAGCAGACAGGAGGGGAGAGCAGGGAGGGGAGCUUCACUUUCAAAGAGGGUGACGGAAUGUCACAGCUACAAGGGAGACAGCUCAGCUGGUAUGGAAAUCUAUGCACUAUGGUUAAUAAUAUAUUAUUUUGUUUUAUUAUACUUUUUGAAACCGUACCCAGGUGGUUUCUUUUGUUGAACAACCCCUCUAAGAUGCUUGUUGUGUGUAAAUCCUCAACUGCUUAAGAACAUAGCCGGCAAGCCUUUCCUAUGGUGUCUCCUGUCGUAAAUGGUAAACUUUAGGCGCAAGAGUUGGCAUCCUUUUGUAGGUGAUGCUACGUACACCUAAAUGAACCAGCUAUUUUUUUUAAAUCUCUCUAAAUAUUCCUAAAAAGCUUUAAACAUUACUGGGCGCAUGCCUUGAUGACUUGGAGCCCCAUUUCCUCCUAUUGUUAUAACUAAUUGGUGCAGUCAUUUAGAGAAUCAUGCAUUAUAUUGUAAUAAGGGAACAUGUCUGUUUUCAGGUUCCUUGUUAAAGGGGUACUCCACUAGAAAAUAUAUUUUUAUUAAAUUAACUGGUGCCAGAAAGUUAAACUCAUUUGUAAAUGACUUCUAUUAAAAACAAUCUCUAUCUUUCCAGUACUUAUCAGCUGCUGUAUGAUCCACAGGAAGUUCUUU
This is a messenger RNA of Hyla sarda, 2234 nucleotides long. It is a transcript of the gene TMEM123, whose product is annotated as transmembrane protein 123. NCBI's taxonomy places the organism in Eukaryota, Metazoa, Chordata, Amphibia, Anura, Hylidae. The record is from RefSeq and is a predicted model, not a curated record. Gene Ontology annotation, cellular component: cytoplasmic vesicle. The transcript is spliced from 5 exons. The coding region runs from base 118 to 693 and encodes 191 amino acids.